CAAGUGAUGGAUAGAGACGCUGAAAGUGCUGAGCAGACGCAGGUUGAUGGACUUAAAGAGAUCGCUGAAAGACCAAAAUGGGACAAUAAAGUUCAAUAUUUGCUAACCUGCAUAGGUUUUGCUGUGGGACUUGGCAAUGUGUGGAGAUUUCCAUAUUUGUGUCAAAUCUAUGGUGGAGGGGCGUUUCUGAUUCCUUAUGCCAUUGCCUUGGUGUUUGAGGGACUUCCUCUGCUGCACAUGGAACUGGCCAUCGGACAACGACUCCGCAUGGGAAGUGUUGGAGUGUGGAAUUCAAUCUCCCCUUAUCUGGGAGGUUUAGGUGUGGCUUCCUUGGUAGUAUCCUUCCUAGUUGGUCUGUUCUACAACAUGAUCUUGGCCUGGAUCCUCUGGUACUUCUUCCACUCCUUUCAAAAUCCACUUCCCUGGAGGGACUGCCCAUUAAAUUUGAAUCGGACUGGCUGGGUAAGUGAAUGUGAGAAGAGCUCGUCAGUGAACUAUUUCUGGUAUCGUGAAACACUGAACAUUACGCCUAACAUUGAGACCAGCGGGUCCGUACAGUGGUGGCUAGUGCUGUGUCUUGCAUCUGCUUGGUGCCUCGUGUACAUCUGCUUCAUUCGUGGAAUUGAGACUAUUGGGAAGGCUAUUUAUGUCACAGCCACCUUUCCGUAUCUUGUUCUGACCAUCUUCUUGGUCAGAUCAUUGACUCUGGCUGGGGCCACAGAUGGCUUAAUAUAUCUCUUCACUCCAAAUUGGGAAACCCUGAAAAACCCUGAGGUCUGGUUGGAUGCUGCUACUCAGAUCUUUUUCUCUUUGUCUUUGGCCUUUGGGGGACUUAUUGCUUUUUCCAGUUACAAUGCUCAAAAGAAUAACUGUGAGAGAGAUGCCCUAAUUGUUGGAUGUGUGAACAGUUUUACGUCAAUUUAUGCAUCAAUUCCUAUUUUUGCCAUUCUUGGAUUUAAAGCAAAUGAAAACUACAAUGACUGCAAAAAUUGGAACAUACUGACAUUGACUAAUUCAUUCAACAUUGGGGAUGAGAACAUAACCCUAGAAAACUAUGACGACUGGUUCAAGUAUCUCAACACAACUGAUCCCUCGGAGGUCAAAAGCCUCAAUCUAAAGACAUGUAACCUGCAGACUUUCCUGGACCAGAGCGCCUCUGGAACCGGACUGGCCUUCAUUGUGUUCACUGAGGCGGUGAUAAAAAUGCCAGGCUCUCAGGUGUGGGCGGUGCUCUUCUUUAUCAUGCUCUUCAGCCUGGGCCUCUCCUCUAUGUUUGGAAAUCUAGAGGGGGUCCUUACUCCUCUGCUUGACCUGCACAUGAUUCCACCCUGGAUUCCUAAAGAAAUUUUCACAGGGUUAAUAUGUCUCACCUCCUUUACUGUGGCCCUAAUCUUUACUUUGGGCUCUGGAAACUACUGGCUGGAGAUUUUCAACAGUUACGUGGGAUCCAUGCCUCUGCUCAUCAUAGCAUUCUUUGAGAUCAUUAGUGUGGUAUACAUCUAUGGAAUAAACAAGUUUAAUGACGACAUUGAAUGGAUGUCAGGUCGGAGACCAAACAUCUACUGGCAGGCCACUUGGCGCUUCAUCAGUCCUUUCAUGCUUCUGGUGGUUUUUGUGGCAUAUGUAGUAGUCGAGGCUGAAAAACAACCUACAUAUAACGCCUGGAACCCAGAUUACGUGCAAUUCCCCCUUGCUGAUGUUCAGCCCUAUCCUGAAUGGGUUUUUGUUAUCUGUGUUCUCUUAUCUGUCCUUCCUGUUGUAUCCAUUCCUCUUGUGGCUCUCUACAAAUUAAUGGGCUUCCUGAAGAAGUACAUCAUGAACAGGCACAACCAAAAUCCAUAUACAAAUGAAUGAUGUCAUGGAGAAUUGUAAGGGAAGUGUUUAGCUGCUUUAUCUGAGUGGUGGUCAGGACUACCAGUGGUAGGCUACAUACCAUU
Molecule: messenger RNA, 1937 nt
Organism: Perca fluviatilis (European perch)
Lineage: Eukaryota; Metazoa; Chordata; Actinopteri; Perciformes; Percidae
Product: sodium-dependent neutral amino acid transporter B(0)AT3-like
Exons: 12
Coding region: 7-1854 (615 amino acids)
Biological process (GO): sodium ion transmembrane transport
Cellular component (GO): plasma membrane
Source: RefSeq, a predicted model, not a curated record